UAAAAUGGCGUUGGCGGUGUAUUAUGUAUAUUUUUAUUGAUAUAAAUUAAAAUGUAAACUAAUAAUGUAACCAGUUAAAUAUUUAUUAAACGUUAAAUUUGUUGAUAUUUUAUGUUAUGAUAGUGUAGUAAAUGAGUAUGGCAUCUAAUGAUACGGAUGAGACUCGAAAUUCCGACGGCUCCUCGGAUGAUGAGUGUUUAUCUGAAGUAAAGAGAAAAGUUGAUCUCGCCAGAUCUAGGAGUGGUGAUGAUAGCGAUUAUGAGCCUAUAAUAUCUGAGAUAAUGGUCUCGAUAGAAGUAGACGAGUAUGACGAAGAGCCACUCGAUUUUAGCAUUAAGAAGGAAGACAAACCGGCAACAUCAAAACGGAGGAGAAAUGACAAAUGUAGAAAGAGCAAAGAGAAAAAACCUAAAGUGUAUGGAUGUAAUCUGUGCAGUGCCCAAUAUAAAAAUGCACAGGAAUUGAGAGCACAUUCAUUAGAGCAUCAAGUCAAAACAAGGCACAAAUGUGACGAGUGCGGGAGAUAUUUCAAAAAAGCCUUCAGCUUACGUCUGCAUCAAAAAAUACAUACAACAAUGGAAUUUGACUGUCGAUUGUGCGAUAUGAAGUUCACGUCGAAAGGGCAUUUGUUUAGACAUUUGAGGUCACAUGAGAAGACCGAACACUGUGAUGUUUGUCCGGCUAAAUAUCAUUCGAGGAUACAACUGAAUCGACACAGGAGACUGCAUACACUCCACGGAAUGCGUACACAAACUGCAGAUGAAACUGCUCGAGACACUACAAAUAAAUCCGAUCAGUUAAUUCCUUCGGCCCCGGACAUUGAAUAUCAAAACACGAGCUGCCCUACCGAAUACUCUGAGGACUCGACAGAUCUCAACAGUGAGGCCAAAAACUUGAACUGCACUCGGAAGGAGGACCUCCCGGAAAACAUACAAUGCGCUAUCGUUAGCAAGCUGUACAAAGGACGGACUGUCACCGAUAUAUGUCAGAUAUACAAUCUGACCCCGGACGUAGUGAACGAGGUUUGGGAGGAAAGGGACACGUUUAGCGCCCUCAAGAAAGCGGGAAGGAGAAGCAAGAUGUAUAUGAACAGCAUACUAGAUGCAAGAAUACUGGAUUGGUACAGGGAUCAGAAAUCGAAUAAGGUGCAAGUGUCUGGUAAAAUGUUGCAAGAUAUAGCUGAGUUGUUCGCCAAAGAAAAUGGUUUUAUCGCGUUCGACGGCAGCAGGAAGUGGCUGGACGGCUUCAAGAAGAAAUACAGCAUAUCGUUGAGGGGAGUACCCGUCAAGAGAGAAUUUAGCAUAGGACCAGAAUCGAAAUGGAAGAAGACUUUCUUCAAGGAGCAGUGGUGCGACGCUAGGCUUGGUGUUAAAGACGAGGACAUUUACACGGCUGAUGAGGUCGGAAUUUAUUAUAAUCCUUCGAAGGGUCGGGUUAAGAAACCUGCAGGCAAGAAAUUCAUUCAAGGCUACGUCGAGGACAGAUUGGCGAUAUUCAUGUGUGUGAACGCGACGGGCACUGACAGGAAGAAGCUUCUGGUAUGUGGAUCUGAUGAUCCUCUGCUGCAUUCGUAUAGGGAUGCCGAUACGCUGCCCGUCACGUACAUAAGGCACGCCAAUGCGCAUUUCACAACGCAAAUGUUCGAAGGCUUCGUUAAAUACUGGAAUAAAGAGCUUCAAAUGAACAACAGGAGAGCUAUUCUGGUCCUAGACAGAGCCACUGUGCACACCAAACUUCAGCUCUCCAAUUUGAAACUUGUCUUCGUACCGUGGAAGGCUUAUAACGGCUUAAUACCGGUCAGGAAUGGAAUUUUUAAUCGUUUCAAAGAUGAAUUCAGGCGGCUGUUCAUAACUGAGAAGGCUAUGAAUGUUGUCCGUGGAGUAGACAGGAGAACCACCAGCUUGGAAGCUCUGUACAUGAUAAUGAAAGCAUGGGAACGGACUCCUAAUUGUGCUAUAUCGAGAAGCUUUGUCAAUCUAGGCUUUGACGUUCAAGAACCAAAAAUUGAGGAGAAUUUGACGCCUAAAGUGUGUGAAAACGAUGAAGAAAUUAUGUGUAAAUUGUUGAGGGAUUACGAUGUGGACACAUAUUACACUGAGCUGCCUAGUUUGGACAACUUUUUGAACGUGGACGAGGAGCUAUUGACCGGCCAGGGAACGAAUUGUUCGGUUUUCGGUGGGAACCAUAAAAUCCAGGACCCGGCAGCAGUCGAAAGAGAACGAGAAGAGAUACUGGCUAUCGGUACAAAGAAACCGGAGUGCAGUGAAAUAGAAGAGAGGGUUACAAAGAUUAGGGCCCUCCAAGAUUUAGAUAUAGUUAGAAAGUAUUUACAAACCAGCAAUACGAGUUAUGAUGUGUACAAAAAAUUUAUGGAUAUAGAGAAAUAUGUGUUGAGAGAACCUAUGAAGUUAUAAGGCCAUUGAAUCUCCGUUGUGUUUAUGCCUAAAGUGUAUUAAUAGGUUUUAAAGUUUAAAUCUCAUUAUAAGUAUGUUAUUUCGAUUUAGUUAUUCGAGUUGUGAUUUGUUAUGGGACUAGUUGUUAGUACUACAUUUAACUUUCUUAUAACACGGUAUUUCUACAACAUGAUGGUGUGAUUUUUGUUUAAACACUAUUUAAAAAAUUACUUUUGAACACACAAUAUGUGAGGAUAACCGAAAUUGUACUGCAUAUUUUUUAUGUAUAACUAGCAACCCGCCCUCGCUUCGCUUCGGAAACAUUAUAUCAUUGAUAGCUGAGUCCCGCGA
This is a messenger RNA of Bombyx mandarina (wild silkworm), 2744 nucleotides long. Its product is annotated as tigger transposable element-derived protein 4. Gene Ontology annotation, cellular component: nucleus. Gene Ontology annotation, biological process: regulation of gene expression. Lineage: Eukaryota; Metazoa; Arthropoda; Insecta; Lepidoptera; Bombycidae. The record is from RefSeq and is a predicted model, not a curated record. Gene Ontology annotation, molecular function: nucleic acid binding.